This is a messenger RNA of Marchantia polymorpha subsp. ruderalis, 1228 nucleotides long. The record is from the annotation of a GenBank genome assembly. Lineage: Eukaryota; Viridiplantae; Streptophyta; Marchantiopsida; Marchantiales; Marchantiaceae.
GCCAGGGGAGGGGGCAAAUAAUCGCAAAAGCUCUUGUCUCGGCGACGAUCGGGACGAUCCGAGGGCCGCACCGCUGGCACCCGCCGCGACGGCAUGCAGGCCGCGCUAAUAUGUCUACGUCACCGGAUUGUAAAAUCCGAUCGCGAUAGAGAAAAGGACUGACGAAAAGGUGCCCGACGGUGGACCCGAGCUCGCGACGUUAUCAUCGGCGAAAGUAAAAAAGGGCGCGACACAUCCGAGAGAGAGAGAGAGAGAGCGCGAGGGAGGAGAGCCGAAGGAGAUGGAUGGAGUGGACGAGACGGAACGGGAGCUUGUGGUGGCGGGCGGUCGAGCAGAGCUCGCGCUGGGGUCUGGCAUGACGAUGGCCACGUGAUGUCACCAGAGCGCAUGCUCCGAGAACCGAAAGCUUCUUAAUCGUCUCUAAUCAUGCAGCUCCGGCUUUCGGCGACAGCAUCACAAGGGGCUACGGGGUUUGAUGAUGAUCCUCAUCCGGGCCGGCCGAUGACUCCUGGCAGCUUUGCCUGCAAUCAUCACGCCAACUGGCCAGGCCAUGCCGCGAGAUCCAGAUUCACCAACGACCCCCUCACGUCAUGCAAUUCCAUUCCAUGGACCCAACUUCUGGGUCACGAUGUCCGGCCUCCAGAUUCCCCAACACAAGCUCGAAUUUCUUAAAUCAAUCUAUUCUGGCCUCUACCUGAAGGCGAUGAGUAAAGAUCCAAGAGCGUGUAAUUGAUUGGGACCGGGGCAUUGCGAGCAGGAGAAGUUUCUGAUUCGUCUGAUUCGGGACAUGGAACACACAGAUCGCUUACCAUCUGCAAAAUGUCGUAUCAUAGCUUCAUAAUGAGGAUGGGGAAGGAAGAAGCUUCGGUUAUUCGGUUCGUCCUGAUGCUCAGGUGAGAUGGUUCCAUUGUUCUAUUGCUCCAUCAUUGGAUAUUGGUUCAAUUCAAGCCGUAAUGUAUCCGAGUGGACAUCAGUCUUCUUCACUUUCAGCUAUGAUUGUUAUUUCCUGGCCGUCGUGCCAGCAUUUAUGCCCCUUUGUGCAUCUGCCAUACUGGUGCGCAUACCAUUUAACCAGCCUGAGCUACUAAGUCUCUCCGAAUGCAGGCAUUCUAACAAGAAUCCCCUGAAAUAUUCCCUGGGACUUGCUCUUCGAUUUGCUUCCAAGAUUAUACUUGAUACUCUGCGGAAUUAUCGAGGUUGUAGAUCGUAAGUGUCUGUAUAAUUUUAC